UACAAAAUAAAUUAUAGAAAGAGAAAAAAACAAAAACAAAUUGAGUAUAUAAAUAAUUAUAUUGUACACUUGGCACAGAAGAUGACUCGUGAUGAAAGGAUGAAAAGACGUAGGCUGCGUUCCCCAGUUACGUCACAAGUAAGUGAGAUUGAGGAGGGAGUGGAAAAAAAGAAGGAAGGAAGGAGGAAGGAUGAGCGCUGUGUAGAUAAUGUUUCUCUAUGUAGCCUGUGAUUUACACCUGCAAUGAUCUAAUGCAAAGCAAUACAGACCCUUCUCUAAAAGCCAUAAAGCAGCCCGCAAAUGUGAUGCACAGAUUUGCACAAUCAAAGCGACAUCGCGCUUGUACCGGGUGGAUGUUAUAUUUAAACUCUCCGUGAACGGAUAUUGUGUUUAUUUUCUUCGGGUCGGUCCUGCUGGAGCUGCACCGGGCCUUUGCUAUGCAGUAAUGGAGCAGCUAUUAUUUCUUGUAAUUUUCUUGCUUCCUACUCUCAUCUCGUCUAUACAUAAUUCAACGACCGGAGGAUGUGCAAUCAUUCGUCCCCCCAGAGACGGAGGGAUUCGCUACAGAGGACUGACUCAGGAACAGAUCCGCAGUGUGCAGAUCUUGCCGGUAGACUAUGAGAUAGAAUAUAUCUGUAGAGGAAGCAGAAUUAUUGUGGGGCCCAAGGUCCGAAAAUGCCUCCCCAAUGGCACCUGGACUGACAUGAACCAGCUCAGCAGAUGCUUAUUGGUUUGCCCGCGUUCCUGGAUGUCUCUGGAGAACGGGAGGGUGGCGCUGCUGCCCCCUGGACAACCAGUAGAGGGCACAGUUCUUCACUACAGCUGUCAUGCUGGCUUCCUAUUGGAGGGUUUCAAUAUCUCACACUGUACCAAGCUGGGCAAAUGGGACUCACCUAAACCGUUCUGUGUCUAUGACAGUAACUAUACAGGAAAGAAGAAACUGUACAUCGGAGCUCUGUUUCCCAUGAGUGGAGGAUGGCCCGGUGGUCAAGCGUGUCUCCCCGCAGCCCAGAUGGCUUUAGAUCUCGUGAACAACCGGACCGAUAUUCUGCCGGACUACGAGCUGGAGCUCAUUCAUUACGACAGUAUGUGUGAUCCAGGAGAGGCCACUAAGCUGCUGUACGACUUGCUGUACACAGAGCCCAUAAAGAUCGUCUUGAUGCCAGGUUGCAGCUCUGUGUCUACGCUUGUGGCCGAGGCGGCACGCAUGUGGAACCUUAUAGUGUUUUCAUACGGCUCCAGUUCUCCAGCUUUAUCCAACCGCCAGCGCUUUCCCACUUUCUUCCGUACGCACCCGUCAGCAACUCUGCAUAAUCCCACACGUGUGCGGCUCUUCCAGAAGUGGGGAUGGACAAAGAUUGCCACCAUCCAGCAGACCACUGAAGUCUUUACCUCAACUUUGGAUGAUCUGGAGGAGCGUGUGAAGGAGGCCGGCAUCGAGAUAAGCGUUAGACAGAGCUUCCUCACGGAUCCCGCAGUGGCUGUCAAAAACCUGAAGCGUCAAGAUGCUAGAAUCAUAGUCGGCCUCUUUUACGAGACUGAAGCCAGAAAGGUGUUUUGCGAGGUCUUCAAAGAGAAACUCUAUGGUAAGAAGUACGUAUGGUUCCUCAUCGGCUGGUACGCAGACAACUGGUUUAAGAUCAAAGAUCCAGCCAUCAAUUGCACAGUGGAGAACAUGACGGAAGCCGUGGAAGGGCACGUCACUACUGAAAUCGUCAUGCUAAACCCGGAGACCGUCCGCGGUGCCUCCAACCUGACCUCCCAAGAGUUCCUGGCCCAGCUGAUGUCACGUCUUGGGGGGAAGAAUCCGGAAGAAACGGGUGGAUUUCAGGAAGCUCCGCUGGCGUAUGAUGCUGUGUGGGCUCUUGCACUGGCCCUCAAUAAAACGGUGGCCCCUCUGAGGGCCAAAGGCUGGGCAUUGGAGGAUUUCAACUACAACAACAAGGAAAUCACUGCUGAGAUUUACCGAGCCCUCAACACCAGCUCGUUUGAAGGAGUGUCUGGUCAUGUCGUGUUUGAUGCUCAAGGUUCACGUAUGGCCUGGACUCUCAUUGAGCAACUGCAAGGUGGGAGCUACAAGAAGAUUGGAUACUAUGACAGCACAAAAGGCAACCUGUCCUGGUACGGAAAUGACAAAUGGAUUGGCCUCGGCCCUCCGGCAGACCAGACCAAGGUGAUUGAGGAGUUUCGUUACCUUUCCCAGAAGCUCUUUGUAUCAGUGUCUGUCUUUGCUGGGCUGGGAAUCCUUCUGGGCAUAGUUUGCCUUUCCUUCAACAUAUACAACAGUAGCGUCAGAUACAUUCAGAACUCUCAGCCCUAUCUGAACAACAUGACGGCGGUGGGUUGCGUGCUGGCAUUAGCAGCUGUCUUUCCUCUGGGCAUCGAUGGCCUCCAUAUCCAAAGAUCACAGUUCCCCGUGGUGUGCCAGUUUCGCCUGUGGCUGCUUGGACUAGGCUUCAGUUUAGCCUAUGGCAGCAUGUUCACCAAGAUCUGGUGGGUUCACACCGUCUUCACCAAGAAAGAUGAGAAAAAAGAGAAGAGAAAGCAUUUGGAGCCGUGGAAGCUGUAUGCGACCGUUGCAGUUCUGCUUGCUAUUGAUGUUCUCUCUCUGCUUAUCUGGCAGAUCGUGGACCCUCUGCACAUAACUGUGGAGAAGUUCACUAAAGAGGCUCCUAAAGAAGAUCUAGAUGUGUUGAUUCAGCCUCUUCUCGAGCAUUGCAGUUCAGAGAAGAUGAACACGUGGCUUGCCGAUGUUUUUGUGAUUGGUAGAAUAGCACAGAGUAGCUCAUUUCACUCCAGUGCUGUUGAGGUCAGAGAGGAAAUAGACUUGUGGUGCUCUGGACGUUGUCCGGACAGUCAUGGCAGUCAGUUCAUUGCUCGCAGUUAUCUGUCUGUGCUGUGCAUGAUUACUGCUCCGGUGACCAUGAUCCUCUCCUCUCAGCAGGAUGCUUCAUUUGCAUUCGCCUCUCUGGCCAUCAUCUUCUCUGUCUACAUCACCCUCGUGGUGCUCUUUGUGCCCAAGAUACGGCGUUUGAUCACUCGUGGCGAGUGGCAGUCGGAGCAGCAGGACACGCUGAAAACCGGCUCGUCCACCAACAACAACGAUGAGGAGAAGUCAAGACAGCUGGAGCGCGAGAACAGGGAACUCCAGAAGAUCAUUCAAGAGAAGGAAGAAAGAGUGACGGAGCUGCGGAGUCAGCUUGCAGAACGCCAGGCCUUGCGCUCUCGCAGACGCCCGUCUGUCCAGAAUCAGAACCAGAACCACAGCGUCCCGUCGUCUCAGGCUGAACCCCCCAACUACUGCCCCGCAACAGACAAACAGUCCCUGCCUCCGUCCUUCUCCAAUUCUUCCAACCUGUACCAGGGCGAGGGCAAACUGAGCCGAAACAACUGCCACAACAGCCGUCUGCCCCUGCUGUACAAAUGAGUCCGGGAUGGUGGAAUCUCAAGAAGGCAAUGUAAAGAUGUGUCUGUAGUUUAUGUACUUUAUUUUGAAGUCGAUGAGUUUUUACCUCCACUUUCAGGUUCCUGACCCUGACUUCCUAAUUGUUCACUUUUGAUAACUCUUAUCUCAGUUAUAAAAGCACAAUAUUUUUUUUG
Messenger RNA from Sinocyclocheilus rhinocerous, 3600 nucleotides. Its product is annotated as gamma-aminobutyric acid type B receptor subunit 1-like. Gene Ontology annotation, cellular component: G protein-coupled receptor heterodimeric complex; membrane. The coding region runs from base 446 to 3427 and encodes 993 amino acids. The record is from RefSeq and is a predicted model, not a curated record. Gene Ontology annotation, molecular function: G protein-coupled GABA receptor activity. NCBI's taxonomy places the organism in Eukaryota, Metazoa, Chordata, Actinopteri, Cypriniformes, Cyprinidae. Gene Ontology annotation, biological process: G protein-coupled receptor signaling pathway; gamma-aminobutyric acid signaling pathway. The transcript is spliced from 24 exons.